Messenger RNA from Leptopilina boulardi, 1160 nucleotides. RefSeq names its product myosin regulatory light chain 2-like. The record is from RefSeq and is a predicted model, not a curated record. NCBI's taxonomy places the organism in Eukaryota, Metazoa, Arthropoda, Insecta, Hymenoptera, Figitidae. The transcript is spliced from 5 exons. Gene Ontology annotation, cellular component: cytoplasm; myosin II complex. Gene Ontology annotation, biological process: locomotion; post-embryonic development. Gene Ontology annotation, molecular function: myosin heavy chain binding; calcium ion binding. The coding region runs from base 144 to 797 and encodes 217 amino acids.
CUUCUUAAUUAAUCAAGGAAUGGAGGGGGAGACGAUCAGAAGUUACUUAGAGAAGUUCAGAUCAAUCACAUGAUCAGUUGGUUCUCUGUAAUCAUCGUGUAUCUUCUUCAUCUUUUUCUUCUUUAGAAACCAACUCUACAAUCAUGGCGGAUAAGACUAAGAAGAAGACUAAAAAGAAGGAGGAUGCAAAAGCAGCUCCAGCAGCGGAAGCUGCACCAGCACCAGCACCCGAACCAGAACCAGUACCAGAAAAACCACCAACACCCGCAGAAACUCCAAAAUCCUCCAGAUCAAGUAGAGAAAGUCGAGGUAGCAGAAAAGUCAAACGCACUGGGUCCAGUGUGUUUUCUAUGUUUACUCAAAAACAAGUCGCCGAGUUUAAAGAGGGAUUUGCACUAAUUGAUCAUGACAAAGAUGGUGUUAUUGGUAAAGAAGAUUUAACAUGGAUCUUCGAUCAAGUGGGAAAAAUGGUUGAGGAGAAAGAUGUUGAAGCAAUGCUUGAGGAAGUACCUGUUCCCAUUAAUUUCACGCAAUUUCUUCAUCUAUUUGCAGGACGCUUAUCGCAAGGAGGUACCGAUGAUGAUGAUGUUAUAAUUAAAUGUGUUAACACAUUCGACAAUGGUCAAGGAAAAAUUGACGGCGAAAGAUUUAGGCACGCCUUGACGGUUUUCUGUGACAGAUUCACAAACAAGGAAGUCAAUGAAGCGUUCGAUCAUUGUUUCAUUGAUGAUAAGGGUAGAAUUGAUAUUGAGAGUCUUAUCAAUAUGUUGAUUGGUAAAGAAGACGAAGAUGAUUAAAGGUGAAAAAAAACUAUCGCUUUCUUGUAACAUAAAAUCAUAUUAUCUUUAUAAAAUAAUAAUGAUGGUUGAUACACAGACACACACACAAACAAACAAACAAAUAAUGUAUUUAAAAACAUCAUACCGACGGCUGUGAUUUUCACUCAAACAACAAUACGACAAAAAUAUUUAUGUAAUUUUUUUUUUCUUGAUAUCGAAAAUUUAUUCUCUGAACACUGUGCUGUCGAAGAAAAACUCAUUUCCAAUGUGACAUUUUUCCCGCAAGCGGAUAUUGUCAUUUUAUUUGUAUAGAUAUAUAGGUGCUCACAUAUAUAAUUUAUAAUAAUGUAUCUGUCAUAAAAUAAAUUAAUCAUAAAGAUA